Messenger RNA from Callithrix jacchus (white-tufted-ear marmoset), 3588 nucleotides. Its product is annotated as olfactory receptor 13C7. Gene Ontology annotation, biological process: G protein-coupled receptor signaling pathway. The record is from RefSeq and is a predicted model, not a curated record. Gene Ontology annotation, molecular function: olfactory receptor activity; G protein-coupled receptor activity. Gene Ontology annotation, cellular component: membrane. NCBI's taxonomy places the organism in Eukaryota, Metazoa, Chordata, Mammalia, Primates, Cebidae.
AUGGGAAAUGCCAACCAGACAGCCUCUGUGACAGAGUUUGUUCUCCUGGGCCUCUCUGCUCACCCAAAGCUGGAGAAAACGUUCUUCGUGCUCAUCCUGCUGAUGUACAUGGUGAUCCUGCUGGGCAACGGGGUCCUCAUCCUGGUGACUGUGUCCAAUUCUCACCUGCACACACCCAUGUACUUCUUUCUGAGGAACCUCUCUUUCCUGGACAUCUGCUACACAACCUCCUCAGUCCCCCUCAUCCUUAACAGCUUCCUGACCCCCCGGAAAACCAUCCCUUUCUCAGCCUGUGCAGUGCAGAUGUUCCUCUCCUUUGCCAUGGGAGCCACAGAGUGUGUGCUCCUGAGCAUGAUGGCAUUUGAUCGCUAUGUGGCCAUCUGCAACCCCCUUAGGUACCCUGUGAUCAUGAGCAAGGCUGCCUACAUGCCCAUGGCUGCCAGCUCCUGGGCAGCUGGAAGCACUGCCUCCAUGGUGCAGACAUCCCUUGCAAUGAGGCUGCCCUUCUGUGGAGACAACAUCAUCAACCACUUCACCUGUGAGAUUCUGGCUGUCCUGAAGUUGGCCUGUGCUGAUAUCUCUGUCAAUGUGAUCAGUAUGGGAGUGACCAAUGUGAUCUUCCUGGGGGUCCCAGUUCUGUUCAUCUCUUUCUCCUAUGUCUUCAUCCUUGCCACCAUCCUGAGGAUCCCCUCAGCAGAGGGGAGAAAAAAGGCCUUCUCCACCUGCUCUGCCCACCUCACAGUCGUGGUCAUCUUCUAUGGGACCAUCCUCUUCAUGUAUGGGAAGCCCAAGUCUAAGGACCCGCUGGGGGCCGACAAGCAAGACAUUGCAGACAAACUCAUCUCCCUCUUCUACGGGGUGGUGACUCCCAUGCUCAACCCAAUCAUCUACAGCCUGAGGAACAAGGAUGUGAAGGCUGCUGUGAGGAACCUGGUAUUUCAGAAAUGCUUUCCCCAAUGAUGUCUGGGGGAACAGAUUUCCACUAGCUCUUUGCUUCUUGGCUGCUUUCACCCACAAAUCUCAGAAGAGAAUGUUUUCCAAAGAAGAGACAUGUGAAGAGUGAUUACCAGAAAAUUGAAGUACUCAUGUAAUAGAUCACUUUAGCUGUGAUUGAACCCAAUGAAAAGGCCGAAACCUAGAACCCAGGGGGAGUGUGGCUUGAGGGGAUGGAAGCAGGAUGCUGCUGGUUACACAAGGAAUGAUUUUUUUUGUUUCUCCACUGUUCAAGUCUGAAUUCAACCUUUCGUGAGCAGGUGGUUUCUCUGUUUUGGGAAAAACGCCCUAGUGCACCUUUGUGUUACAAAAAUGUAAAGCCAAGAUCCUACUCUUGAAAGGAGGCACUGAAGACACCAUGGGACAGAACUUCAUGACCCUGCCCACUUCCCUAGCACAGUGCUUCCCAAUCUUUGUCUUGCCAUGGAGCACACAGAAAAUAAUGGGAUGCAUAUGGCACCCCAGGGUGAGUGGAUGAAUCUAUUCAUGGCUGAAGGCAAUUCACCUGGGGGCUUAGGUCACUACAGGUUCUUCUUAGUAAUCCCAGGAAGACUCUGAGCUUGGCACAUCUGUAGCCUAUAGCACAUUAGCUGGAAUAUUCUGCCUGAAGCAGAAUGUGUCUUCCCUUAGCCCCUACUGAGAGGACAGUCGUGCUCUCUCCUUUGGCUACAGAUAAUUGGAGAGUUGACCCAAACUGGGCUAGUCAUAUUUUCUCUCCAAGGCAUUUGGAAUUUGGACAUAGAGUCACCUCUCAGUUGGCCCAAGGCUCUUGAACUGAGAGACCAUGUAAAGCUGCGAUGAAUGUGACCCUGUAUCUAGCAAGGAAGAGAAAGCUGUUCUGCAGAGAGAGAGAUGAUGAAGCAAAUGUGCAAAGAGGACCAGAGCUACAUGAAACAGAAAUAAAGGCUGCAAUACUUAGGCUAGGUACUUUUUUUUUUGCGGGAAAUUUUAAUCCUGUAGAAAGAAUAAAACUUAGGUAUUCAUCUUCCAAAUCCAAAGAUGAUCUGCUCAUGGCAGAUCGUGUGUGUGUGUGUGUGUGUGUGUGUGUAUGUGUGUGUGUGUGUGUAAAAUCUUUAAUUUUCAAAAUUUUCCUGGGUACAUAGCAGGUAUAUAUAUUUAUGGAGUAUAUGGGAUAUUGCGAUACAGUCAUACAAUGUAUAAUAAUAACAUCAGGAUAAAUGGGGUUCCAUCACCUCAAGCAUUUAUCCUUUGUGUUACAAACAAUCCAAUUAUACUCUUUAGUUAUUUUAAAAUGUACAGUUAAAUUGUUUGUUACUAUAGUCACCCUGCUAUGCUAUCAAAUACCAGAUCUUACUCAUUCUGUUUUUUGUACCCAUAAGCCAUCUCUUCCCCUCUACUCUCUCAUCACCAUUCCCAGCCUCCGACAACUAUCAUUCUACUUUCCAUCUCCAUGGGUUCAAUUGUGUUAAAAUUUAGCUUCCACAAAUAAGUGAGAACAUGCAAAAUUUGUCUUUCUGUGCUGCUUAUGGCCAGUCUUGUUCUUCUGUAGCCCUGUGGAUUAUUUCUCCUUCUCCUUAAUCAUUCUAAAGCAAAUCCCAAAUGAUAAUAGCAUUCCAUCUUGAAAGAUUUUAGUAUUUAUAUCCAAAAAAGAUUAGUACUCUUGUAAAAAUAUAGUCCCAUUUAAUAUCUAACAUACAAAUAAAUCACCUAAAACUCAAUAAUUCCUUGAUAUCAUCAAUUAUCCAACGUUUAUAUUUCCAGAAAUGUCUUAUAAAUUAUUUAUUUUAAUUUUUAAAUUCAAUGAGGAUCCAAAUAACAGCGUUAUUGUGAUUUGUCUCUGAUAUGGUUUGGCUGUGUCCUUACCCACAUCUCAUUUUGAAUUGUAGUUCCUGUAAUCUCCACGUGUUGUGGGAUGUCGUGAGAGGGACGUGGUUGGAAGUAAUUUAAUCAUGGGAGUGGUUACCCUCAUGCUGUUCUCAUGAUAGUGAAUGAGUUCUCAUGAGAUCUGAUGGUUUUAUAAGGGCUUUUCCCCUCUUUUGCUUGACACUUCUCCUUGUUGCUACCAUGUGAAGAAGAACAUGUUUGCUUCCCCUUCUGCCAUGAUUGUAAGUUUCCUGAAGCCUCUUCAUCUAUGCUGAACUGCGAGUCAAUUAAACCUCUUUCCUUUAUAAAUUAUGCAGUCUCAGGUAUACCUUUACCAGCAGUGUGAGAAUGGACUAACACAGCCUCUUUCAGUCUGUAUUUCCCCCUCCCUUUUUCUAUCUUUCCCUCUGCCUCUGUUCCUCCCACCACCACCCUGCUUUUAGGCUAGAUUUUUUUUUUUUUGGAAAAAAUAGUUUCCCUUAAUGGUAAAGUAUAAAGUUUACCACAGUCUGAUUUUGCUGAUUGCAGUUUUGUGGUGUCUGUCUUUGUGUUUCCCAUAAAUUGGUAAUUAUAUCUAGUUAUUAAGUUUUGUGUGUGUGUGUGUGUGUGUGUGUGUGUGUGUGUGUGUGUGGUGUUAUGAGCUCAUGGCUCCUGACACCUUCUGCAUGAGAGUCAGUUGAGAGCAAGGCCCUAUUUUUUGCUAAGGAAGCAUCUGUGGACAACACAGAAAAAAACAUGUGCCUGUGAAACUUAUAUUCUAACAGGAGAGGA